AUGGCAGGAGAAGCAAUCUCAAAAUCCUUUCCACCAAACCCAACUCAGGAAUCCAAUCCUCCGAUCAUCAAGAAGAAGAGAAAUCAACCAGGAAAUCCAGAUCCUCAAGCAGAAGUCAUCGCCUUGUCUCCAAAGACCCUCUUGGCUACAAACCGGUUUGUGUGCGAGAUAUGUGGCAAAGGCUUUCAGAGAGAUCAAAAUCUGCAGCUCCACCGCCGUGGCCACAACCUUCCAUGGAAGCUGAGGCAGAGAAGCACCAAAGAGCCAAGGAAGAGGGUGUACGUGUGCCCAGAGAAGACCUGCAUCCAUCACCAUCCAUCAAGGGCACUCGGCGACCUCACUGGCAUAAAGAAGCACUUCUGCCGCAAGCACGGCGAGAAGAAGUGGAAGUGCGACAAGUGCUCCAAGCGGUAUGCGGUGCAGUCCGAUUGGAAGGCCCACUCCAAGACUUGUGGCACGAGAGAGUACCGUUGUGACUGUGGCACCAUCUUCUCUAGGAGGGACAGCUUCAUAACCCACAGGGCCUUCUGUGAUGCCUUAGCCGAAGAGACCGCACGAGUCUCUGCGGCAUCUAACAUCAGUAGCUUGACAUCGAACAGCAAUGCCAAUUAUCAAUUCACCAGUGGCUUGAUGAGAUCUAACAUGGUGCAGCAUUUCCCUGCUAUGUUCAAUCCGGCGGCCGCCGAAGGUCAAGUAGGCGAUCAUGCUACGCCUGGACUUCCACUCUGGAUCCACCAUGGCGAGGUGUUGAGCACUGAUAGCAGUCUCUCAAGUAUGCAUCAAACUGGACCGGUGAGUAUUGAAACCCUGCACGGUGAUCCCUUUGCUUCAUGCUCGAAUGGCGGCCACCAACUCAACCGCCAAUUAAGUUGGAUAUAUGGUAACGAUCUGGCCUCUUCAAGCUCUGGGGAGCUAAUUACAAGCACCUCGUCACUAAUACCUACUAGUUUGAAGGAAGCCGACCUUGUAAGUGUCCCUUCCUGGUUUAGCACUCGGCAUCAUCAGCAGCACUCCAUGCCAGCAUCAGGCAUGUCUGCAACUGCAUUGCUACAAAAAGCUGCUCAAAUUGGCGUGACUUCCUCUAGUCCAUCAUUUUUUGGUGGCGUAGAGAUGAAGCGCCACAACACUCAUGUCCAAGAUGGCAGCGAAUACAAUGGAUUGCUCAAUCCAAGCCAUCCAGGCGUAGCCGCUAACAUGGCAGGUAGUCUAGAGAGCACUGCCAAUCCAUACAAUAAUAUGUACUCCACAAGGCAUCAGCUGGCUCAAAAAGAUGGUGGAGGAGGAGCUACUAGGGAUUUCUUGGGCGUUGGGGUACAGACUAUCUGCCCAUCGUCAGUUAAUGGAUGGAUUUGAGCCUAUUAAUUAGCGUUUACGACUCACGUACUUAUCCACUGAAAGAAAGUGGAUGAGUUGAGGAAAAAGGAGAUGGAAGUGGAGAUAUGGAGAGAUUAUAUUAUGAGAAAACUUUGCAGGGAAGAAAAGCGGGUAUGAGUGGUUGAAGGAGUUAAGGAGAGCGCAGUUUUAUUAAGCACUAAGUUUGAUCAGCACUGGAAAGAGA
Elaeis guineensis (African oil palm) is the source of this 1558-nucleotide messenger RNA. RefSeq names its product zinc finger protein MAGPIE-like. Gene Ontology annotation, molecular function: DNA-binding transcription factor activity. NCBI's taxonomy places the organism in Eukaryota, Viridiplantae, Streptophyta, Magnoliopsida, Arecales, Arecaceae. Gene Ontology annotation, cellular component: nucleus. The record is from RefSeq and is a predicted model, not a curated record.